This is a messenger RNA of Seminavis robusta, 3086 nucleotides long. Lineage: Eukaryota; Bacillariophyta; Bacillariophyceae; Naviculales; Naviculaceae. The record is from the annotation of a GenBank genome assembly.
UAUUGUUUUGACACCUUCAAGACUCAAAAGUUGAGAAGGCGCCAAGUGCAACCCGCUCGCACGAUGAUGCGGACAGUAGCAAAAAGUUGAGUCUUUUCGCUUCCUCGUUUCCGCACUGACAAUCAAGGAGUCUCCGUAUUGAUAGUUUAAAAAUGUAACCAGGUCAGGAUAAUUCAACGAACAUAAAAAUGCGACUAGCUUUUAAAACACUUUGACAACCUCAAAAGACGUCGAGCAAACUAGCUAGAAAGUCAGGACUCCUAUGUCAAACACUUCAACCACGUUUUCCAAAACUGUUUGAACCCGAAGACCAAACCCACGACCUCCGAAGGAACAGCAAUGAAGUUAGCAUCUUAUGGCAAGGCAACCCAAUCAGCGCUGUCAAUACCUUCGACACUGUGCCCUAUGCAACAAAGAGAGGGACUCAAAAUUCUGAAACAAUCCAGAGAAUCGCCAGAGAAGCCAAUCAACUCCUGCAAUGAAAUCUACGAGGCUGUGGUCUCAAUCCCACAUUUCAUAAGUACCAGAAUAGCCAAGCACUGAUGAUUCCCUUGGGGGAUGAAAAAGUAAAACAACCAAAACGUUACCACAGAGUCGUGUGAGUCAAAGCCUGUGUUUUAGUGAUUUGCAGUUAGUUUGUGAGUAAGCUUACUGUGCUCAGGUCAGUCAGUCACUUUUUGCUAAAUUGCAUGAGGUGAAAGCUAACCCUUCUGUAGAGGAACGGUCUUGCACCAACAAGUGCGAAGACAGACCACCUUCGCCAUCAAAGGGAAACCUUCAAAAACAAAUCACCAGCCUACCGUAUAUGCAGCUACAGCCAUACGGUACCAUGCAGCCCUAACUUUUCCUUUGAACCUUCCGUCCCCCAUUGAUGGCCUUUUUGCUUGCUUGUGCCAUAAUCCAAUGCUCAGAGCUAUGCAUAUAGACAGACCAUGACGUGUACAUCAACAGCUUAGCCGGAAUAACACAAACAAAAGAACUUCUCUGCGCCCUCGCUUCUCACAGAACAAUCCUCUCCGUACGAUGCGAGGUCGACAGCUGCCUCUCAGACACCAUUCUUCCAUUCAUCGGCAUUUGGACGAUGAUACUGCAGCAGCAGACGCAUCAAAUCAAAACAACCAGCAGAUUCAAGGCGCCAACGCGAAGACACAAAAAGCCAUUGUAACCUGCCAAUGCCAAAUCCACAAUAUUCUCGCGUGGAUUGAUCAUUCAGAACAAAAAAACAAAUAUUGUAACUCAAACACCAAACACCAUGUUUCGGUUGCAAAUGACACUUCUUGUGGUUUCGUUUCUCCUGUAUCAAUCGACGUGCGAUGGGUUCUCAGAACACUUCACCACCAGAAGCAAGUCUGGCGCUGGAGUGAGGGCUUCCAGUCAUCGUCGUUGGCGUGACAGUUUUCCUUCGACCCGUCAGUGGAUGUCUUCACAAGCUGCCAAUGGCGAAGCUGCUUUGCAAGGGAACUUUCUUGGUUACCAGGACAAUACUGUCAAGCCAUCCGUGUCUUCAACAGCAGCACUGACUGUGGAAAAACAGCAACAAAAACAAAUAAUACAGGACUACAAUGUACCCUCGGUCCGAAAGGUUCUGGCAUUUGCCAUUCCCGCUGUGGGUGUAUGGCUGUGUGUUCCCCUGCUUUCUACCAUCGAUACGGCCACCGUUGGCUUGAUUGCAGGGACGGCUCAGCAGGCAGCCCUCAAUCCAGCUAUUGCUGUGAUGAACUACUCGGCCAAGCUCAUGACGUUUCUGUUCUCAGGAACCACAACCAUGAUUGCGGCUGCACAGGAAAGGGACCGUUCUAUCCAAAAAGAUUGUGUUGACAACGACAAUCCACGCCAACAAACAGUUCAUUGUUUGAUUGGAGCCUUGCAGUUGUCGACGUUGGUGGGGGCAGGACUAGGUGCCCUGGUCUUUGUCUUGGCUCGACCCUUGCUCUUUGCGCUCAUGGGAUCCGCAUCCACCGACCCCACCAUCUUGGCGGCGGCCACGAGCUAUGUGAGAAUCCGUGCACCGGGAAUGGCCGCUGCUGCAAUGGUGGGGUCCGCUCAGACAGCCUGUCUAGCUCAGGGUGACGUUCGCAUGCCUCUCUAUGCCACGGCCAUUACGGCCAUCAUAAACUUGGUGCUGGAUCUGGUACUCAUUCCAACUGUUGGAGGAGCUGCUGGCGCUGCAUGGGCCACUACGUUGUCACAGUUCUUGUCAGCUGCAUGGGUUAUGCAGUGGUUGAUCAAAACUAAAAGGACACGUGCAAGUGCAACAGCAACAUCAAAAGUGGAACAGGACAACAACUUGAAACAAUCUACAUCCACAAAGUCGACCAGGGGGUUCCUGGCGGGACGCAUGAGGUUUCGCGAUUUGCUAAGAAUGCCGUCUCGAGAUGUAUCCAAGGGUUUUGCACCCUUUGUCAUUCCCGUCAUUACCACUCAAGCGGGACGAUGCUCAGCAGUGGCUACUAUAGAUCACGUGGUAUCGAGCAGCCUCAGUACGGCCAGCAUGGCAGCCAACCAGAUUCUCACGUGUGUGUACUACGGUCUAGUCCCCGUGGCAGAAGGGCUGAGCCUCGCAGCCCAGAACUUUGUACCUGGCAUUACCGAACGAGAUGGUUCCCCGCGCGAAAAGUCAAUUGCCAUGAGACUGUUGUUGAAGAGUUUUCUAAAAUCGGCGGGAUUAUGUGGGAUUAUGCUGGCUACCAUCAUGGGUACAUUACCGCUGUAUUCGGGUGCUUUCACGACAGACGCUGUCGUCCGUGGAAUCGUGUCCUCGGUGGUUCCGCUGUUUUUUAUCACAUGCUUGAAGCACGGCGUGUUUUGUGCAUCGGAAGGAAUCUUACUGGGACAAAAAGAUUUGCGUUUUUUGGGCGCUCAGUAUGCAGUGUACACGUUUGCCAUACCCUACUUGCUGCUUCAAUUGAAAAAGGCCGCCUUGGCUGGGUCCAGCGUUGGUCUGUUUGAUGUGUGGCGUCUCUUUUUGAUGUACGAUUUGUUCCGGACGGCAGUCAUGGCUUUGAGGAUUUUCAGACUGGAACGAAAGCGUGCUUCUGCUGGGAUGGUGUAGCAGCUAUAACUAGUUAGCAUCUAUGAUGUGUUGU